Molecule: messenger RNA, 3876 nt
Organism: Trichomonas vaginalis G3
Lineage: Eukaryota; Parabasalia; Trichomonadida; Trichomonadidae
Exons: 1
Coding region: 1-3876 (1291 amino acids)
Source: RefSeq, a predicted model, not a curated record
AUGGUCACAAUUGUUAAGACAAGGACCAACCCAAAGACAGGAAAGAAGGAGAAGUACGAGGUAGAAGUUCCAAUCGAUUCACAAGAAGCUAUUGAUGCAGGCGUUGGCAAAAAACUUAAGAAAGGAAGGAAACUUAGAAGAGGAAAGAAGGGAUCUACAGAAGCUGCAGCAACAACCACAAAGAAGCACAUUAUCAGAAAAGGUGGUCGAUUGGUCAGGAGAACUAUCAAAAUCAUUCGAAGGAAAGUUAAUCCUAAAACUAAGAAAGAAGAACUUGUUGAAGAACCAAAAGUCAUCCGAGUCAGACUACGGAAAUCAGAUCCACCAAGUGUUCAACAGUCUCUCAUUGAAGCGGCUGGUAUCCGUGCAUGUGAAAGAUCACAAUUACUUGUUGAAAAGAAGAAAGGCCGUAGAGGUAAAAAGAAAGGAAAGAAAAUUGUCCGUAAAUUUGUCACCAUUGUUCGAAGAGUUGUUAAUCCCGAUACCGGCAAAGAAGAAGUUGUUGAAGAGAAGAAACUCGUUGAAUGCGAAGUUCUUCCCGAAGCAUCUGCAGACAUAGAAAACCAACUUGUCGACAAAAUGACAGUCGAAGCUACAGAAAAGAACAUGAAUGAAGAAGAGAAGAAUCGUCAAAAGAAAGACAAGAAACGAGGCAAGCGUAGAAUCAUUCACAAGAUCAUUGAAGUGAUUAAGAAACGAACUAACCCAGAAACAAACGAAGAAGAAGUCAAAGAAGAAAAGCAAAUCAUCGCUGUUUCUGUUCCGGAAGAAAAUCCACCAAACUUAGACAAUGAAAUCAUCCAAGACAUUGCUAAAGAAAGUGCUAUCAAAUCACAGAUCGAAGAGAACAAUGCAACUGGUUAUUCAUCUAAAGAUGUUGCAAGUGAAUUCAUCACUAAUUCUAUCAAACAAAUCAAUCCAGAAACUGGAAAAGAAGAAAUCAUCGAAGAACUUAAGUUAGUUUCAGUUAAUGUUAACAAAGGAAGCAGUCCAGAAGAGAGAUCUAAAGCUAUCACGGAUAUUGCAAACGAAGCUAUGCAAAAGGAAGAUCUAUCAACUGUCGUCAAGAAGAAGAAAGGAAAGAGAAUUGUUCGAAAGAUCAUUAAAAUUGUCAAGAAGAAAGUCAAUCCUAAGACUGGCAAAGAAGAAAUCUGUGAAGAAAACAAAGUUGUCGGUGUUGAAGUUGAUGACAAAUCACCACCAGAAGUUGUCGAGAAUCAGAUCGAAAAAGCACUUCUUGAUAUUCAAAACAAAGAGAAUGAAGAAAAUCAAGAAAUUUUAGCCCAAUUUGAUGCCAAAAACGAAGGUAUUGACAUCCAAACAACACGUGCACGAAGAAAGAAGAAAGUUAUUGUCCAGAAAUUCGUCAAAGUUAUCCGAAAAGUUGUCAAUCCAAAGACAGGUAAAGAAGAAGUUGUUCAAGAAAAGAAAUUGAUUAAUGUUGAAGUUCCAAACGACAUUCCACCAUCAGCUCAGAACCAAGAAUUACAGAAAGUUGCUAAAGACCUUGUUUCUACAAUGAGUUCUGAUUCCAACAAUGAAAUAUUCCCUAAUUUCGUUACCGUUGUUAAGAAAUCACGAGAUCCAGUGACAGGUAAAGACAUUUUUGUUGAAGACUUGCAGUUAAUUGCCGCCGAAGUUCCUAAGAAUUCAAGUCCAGAUGCCAAAGAGAAAGCUGUUGAAACACUUGCACAAGAAUCGAUGAAGAAUGAAAUUGAUAUUAGUCAGAUUCCUAAUGCUAAAAUUGCAUCUCAGUUUGUUACGGUUGUUCAGAAGGAAGUAAAUCCAGAAACAGGCUUAGAAGAAGUUUUCGAAAACAAGCAGUUAGUUUCACUUGUUAUUCCACAGAACACUCCUCCAGAAAUUGAACAACAAGUCAUUGACAAUGUUUCAUCUGAAGUUAUCAAACAGAAAUCAGAUGAAAUCAGCAAGUCAGACAUCGACAGUAACGGUGACAAAACCGUUGUCGAAGUUGAUCAACAAACAGGCGAGAUUCGCAAAGUUAAGCGUAAAGCUAAACCACGACGUGUUGUUCACAAGAUCAUCAAGACGGUUAAGAAAGUAACUAAUCCAAUUACAGGCAAAGAAGAACUCAAAGAAGAGAAGCAACUUGUUGCAGUUCAAGUCCCAAUUGAUGCAUCGCCAUCAGAAGAAUCACAGCAGCUCGAAGAAGUUGCCGCUGAAAUGAUUGAAAAGAAGCAAGAAGAGAAAGAACUUCAUGAAGCCAAGCAAACCGGAGAAGAAAUCGUUUCAGAUGUUGACCGUAAGACAGGCAGAAAGAUUCUUCGUAAGAAGAAUCCUAAGAAACGAAUUGUUCACAAGUUCAUCACUGUUGUUAAAAAGAAAGUUAAUCCAAUGACUGGCAAAGAAGAACUGUUUGAAGAAAAGCAGUUAGUUGCCGCUGAUGUUCCUAUUGAUGUUCCACAAGAAGUUGCAAAUGCACAAGUCGAAAAGCUUGCUGAAGAAGCGAUCGAUGAAGAGAACAAACGCAAGGAGUAUUUAGAAGACAAACACGCAAUGCAGAAUGGUGAAACAGAUGAACAACGAAUGGCCCGUAAACGCCGUAGAAAGCGUGUUGUCCAUAAAUACGUCACUGUUGUUAAGAAACGUGUUAAUCCAGUUACAGAGAAAGAAGAAUUGAUUGAAGAGAAGCAAUUAGUAUCUGCGGAAGUUCCUCGUGAAACACCACCAGAAGCUGCAGAUGCAGUUAUUGAACUUAUGGCAGCUGCACAAGUUCAGAAGAGUUCGGCAGAAGAAGAAAAGCGAUUCCCACGCAAGAAAGGACGUCGUGUUGUUCACAAAUUCAUGACAGUUGUUAAAAAGAAGGUAAAUCCAUCAACAGGUAAAGAAGAAGUUGUUGAAGAGAAACAGUUAGUUGCCGCUGAAGUUCCACAAGAGAGCAAUCCAUCAAAUGAUGAAGCUGCUAUCGAAGCAGUUGUAUCUGAACAAGUUUCUAAAGAACAACAAAAGAAUGAAGAAGCUAAUGAAAAGAUUUCAUCUCUCACCGGCAAGAAACCAGCUAAAAAGAGAAUUGUUCAGAAAGUCAUUGUUGUUCCUCGUAAGAAGUUCAAUCCGCAGACAGGCAAAGAAGAUAUUGUUAACGAGAAGCAGCUUGUUGCCGUUGAAGUUCCGGUUCAAUCAUCAGACAACGAAUCCAAGCAUGUCUUGGACGAAAUUGAGAAUCUCCAGAAAUCCGGAAAACGUCCAAUCCGAAAGAUGAUUCCAGUUGAACGAUACACAGUAGACAGCGACACUGGUCUUGACAAGAAGUACAUUGACACUGUUGAGAUUGAGUUCUCAGAAGAUGAUCCCGAUGGCGAGCGUAAGGCGACUGAAGCAGUUUAUCAACAUAUUCGUGAUGAUUACCUUCAGAAACGACAGAUUUACAAUCAGAACAAACAGGCGGAAAAUGAUAAAGUUCGCGCUCAAAUGCUUUCUAUGCAGAAGGCCGCUCUUGAAGAGAAGAAGCGUCUUGAAGAAGAGCAACAACGUAUUAAACUUCUUGAAUCGCAAAAAUCAAAUGAUGAAAGUCAAUUUGAAGAAGAAGAGGAAGAAGAAAUCAUUGAUGAAGAAGAAGAAAUCAUCAUUGAAUACUCAGAAAGCGAAUCUGCACCUAAAGAACCAAAGAAACCGAAAGUCAUCAUUGAAUACUACGAAGAAGAUGAAGAGGAAGAAGUCGAAGUCCAUAACAUCACCGUCGAAGUUGAUGAAAAUGGAAAUGUCUUGAAUGCUAAUGACAAAGUUGACGGAAAGAGUCAAUCUCCUAUGUCCAUGUACAAAGCAGGAACAAACAUCAAUGAUAUCAUUAAACAAAUGGGAGAUAACGUCAUCCAGAAAGAGGUUACAAUUGACGAAAACGGAAAUCCUAUUCAAUAA